This is a messenger RNA of Eupeodes corollae, 4602 nucleotides long. RefSeq lists its product as uncharacterized. Bases 618 to 3563 code for a protein of 981 amino acids. The transcript is spliced from 4 exons. Gene Ontology annotation, biological process: protein dephosphorylation. Gene Ontology annotation, cellular component: cytosol; nucleus. Gene Ontology annotation, molecular function: protein serine/threonine phosphatase activity; cation binding; mitogen-activated protein kinase binding. NCBI's taxonomy places the organism in Eukaryota, Metazoa, Arthropoda, Insecta, Diptera, Syrphidae. The record is from RefSeq and is a predicted model, not a curated record.
AGUAUUUUUGGAUCGAAUCAUAAUUCAUAAAAUAUCUACAUAAUUCUCUAUUCAGUUUAGCAAGAUACAAAAGUAUUUAAUUUCAGCGAUGCGAAUCUUUCAUUAAUUCAUUUACUUAACUACAAUUUGUUUUCCCGUGGUAGUUAUAGCGUUGUAGUUACACCGAAUACAUUUUGUAUCGAAUUGCCAUCAUCAUAGCAAUUCUUUUGUGUUAAUUAUUUUUGAAUUUAUUAAAAAAGUGGAUAUACAUGUGUGACAAAUCAUCGCAACCAGUUUGAAUGUAUAGAAAAUUUCUAUUUUCUUGGAGAUGUGUGGAAAGCAAAUGAAAUAUUUGUAAGAUUAUUACUCAACGACUCAAACUUUUAACCAUGAGUCGGACAGAAUUGAAAGCAGCACUGAGUUCAACUGUAUAUUUAUUUUAUUUCUGUGUUUAAUAGUUUUAUGUGUGGGUAAAGACAAUUUGUGUGUUAAUAUAUAUGGUCAUGUUUUUAAAUUCACUUAAUUAUAAAGUUUUGUUGUGCUAACAUUGUCUUCAAUAAUUUAAACAAUUGUGGAAUCUCGCCACCUCGAUACGAUAGCACACGGGUGAAAAUCUUGCACUAUAUUUGUAUUUAACCAUGCAAAUGCAUCAAGAAGAUUCCGGAUUGAAGAAAAAUGGUUGUCUAAUGCCACCAACGGCAGCGGUAUCACCACCAUUGACCUCCAUAGCGUCUUCAUCUAUUGGCGUACAUUUAAGAGUGACUGGUCAUUGUAGCCAAGGUGGACGAAAGUACAUGGAAGAUUUUUUCUCCGUGGCCUAUCAUGAAUCUAAAAAUACCAAGGAUUUGGAGUAUGCUUUUGUUGGCAUUUAUGAUGGACAUGGUGGAAGUGAAGCGGCUGCAUUCGCAAAGGAACACUUGAUGAUGGAAAUUAUAAACCAAAAAUUAUUUUGGUCUGAUAGCGAUGAAGAUGUAUUGAGUGCUAUACGCGAAGGUUAUAAAGCUACACACUAUGCUAUGUGGAGAGAACAAGAAAAUUGGCCAAAGACACCAACUGGUUUGCCUAGUACAGCUGGAACGACUGCGACAGUAGCAUUUAUUCGCCAUGAAAAAAUCUAUAUUGGUCACGUUGGUGAUUCAGGAAUUGUACUUGGGUACCAAAAUUCAAAUGAAAGCUUUUGGCGUGCCAAACAAUUAACACUAGACCAUAAACCAGAAAACGCUCUUGAAAAAAUGCGGAUCAUGAAUUCUGGAGGAAAAGUUGUUGCCAAAAGUGGUGUUCCAAGAGUAGUAUGGAAUCGUCCUAGCAUUGGUCAUAAGGGGCCAGUCCGACGCAGUACACCAUUUGAUGAGAUUCCCUUCUUGGCUGUAGCGAGAAGUCUAGGAGACCUUUGGAGCUAUAACUCAGAACUAAAUGAGUUCAUAGUUAGUCCUGAUCCAGAUGUUAAAGUAAUUAAAGUCAACACCGAGUCUUUUAGGUGUUUAGUUUUUGGUACCGAUGGGCUAUGGAAUGUUGUAACUCCUGAACAAGCAGUAGAAACUGUCCGGGAAAAAGAAAUAACGAAUAAAAACAUCAGAAAUGUGCCAGUUGAUGGAACCACUCGAUAUAAUCCAAGUAGAAGUCUUGUAGAAAACGCUCUUAAGAAAUGGAGCUCAAAAAAAAUGCGUGCUGACAAUACUUCAGUCGUGACUGUAAUCUUUUACCCAACUGAAAAUUCAUCAACAAAAACAAACUCGCCUUAUAAUUUGACAAGCUCACAUGGAUUGCAAUAUAUGCAAAUGAAUAUAGAAGGAAACCCAAGUGAAGAUCAUUUACAAAACUCUUUUCAACCAAAUGCAGAUAACAAUAUGGAACAACAACUUUUAGAUACAGAUAUUCAUGAUCAAAUACAUCGCCACUCAGAUAAUGAAACAAUUGCUACGAAUACCAUUAUUCACAAGCAACAGCAUUCGUCAAGCCAGAAUAGAUACAAUCAAAUCUUUUUUGGUUUCGAAAACAUCGCUUCUUGCAAUAACUAUCAUCAAAUAAAUAGUGGUGAUAACGAAUACUUGUAUUAUGAUGAUCAAGUAAGCAACAACUUCAUAAACAGUUUUGUAGAAUCUUACAAUUCUUUGUUGACGACCAACAAAGAGCGACAGAACACUAACCGUUUUAGUGCUAAUAGUGUAACGAUUAGUGGUGAGAGCAACGAAAUUGAUCCAUGUAAAUACGACAGCUACAACAGUCUUUUUCAUACCGGUUUAGCUGGGCAUGAUAGAGUACAUCACCACCUCCCGAAUAAUGAUUUUCAAUUAGAACAGCAAAUGUACCAAGAGCAAUGCAUGUCGGCGGAAGAGGGCUAUUGUUUAACCAAACUGGAAACUCGUGUUGAACAACAACUUCGAGGAACUAUUAAUAAACAAACAACCGCAAACUCAUUUGAAAUUUUUCUCGGUGGACGAACGGACAAGUUAGCAGAAGAAAGUUACAAUCAAUAUAAUUACGGAUCAAAUAAUUUCCCAAAAGUCUUCAACUGCAGUGACACUUUGACUUCGCACUUAUUGAGCAGCAACAAAGAUGAUACACGAUGUUACAAACCUACCGGAUCUGAGAAAUCACCAUAUUUAUGGCCGGAUAAUGUCAUUAAAACGACUUCUUUGUAUUUCGGGAGAUUAAAUGAUAUUGAUUUAGAGAAACGCAGUUCCAUUGAUAAAUUUUUCAGUGCCAACAGAAUGAAUAAGACGGAGAUAGAAAAAUUAAUUAGCGAUGGUAUUGAAAACCAAAAUGCCGAUGAAACAAUUCAGAUUCAUGGAAUAUCAUCUAGUCUUGUUGAAAUGACUACUCCUUCUUCAGACCCACUAUCUUAUUGCAAAACUCAUAUAGCAAAAACUACGUCUGACCAAAUUCCUGCCAUAUCUCAUAAAAAUUCUGUUGGCUCAACACAUUCGAUAAAGGGCUCUCUUUCCAAGCUGGCUCUCUAUGCAAAUGUGCCAAACGAGAACCAUCAAACACCUGUUCGUUCGCCUAUGCAUCAAUAUCCAAAAACAUUUGAAAAGAGAAUGCUUCGCAGUAUGACUGAUUACAGCAAACGAACUCUCCGUUCUCGGAAUAAUCUUUUCAAAGACUUAAAAUCUAAAAAUACCCAAAGCACAAAUUCUCGAAAGUUAAAUGGUGUGCAUAAUAAAUGUAUGAAAUCAACUUCACCUUCAAACGUGGAGAACUCAUCGUCUGUGAUCAGUAAAAAAUGUUUGACGCCUAGAUCAAGAGAUAUUAAAACAAAGUCUGCAAUUUUUUCAGAACCUGAUGUUAUGUCUGUACCUCAAAAUUCCAAUGAAAUGCAUCAACGUAAAUCAAAGUUGCGAUCGUUCUGUAACACCGUUGCGUCUCCGAAUCAAUCGCUAACUGCGACAAACAGAAACGAUUGUAAUUCGUCUACAAAACUUCACCGAAAAUAUAUUGGCUUGAGAAGCAGAUUAUCUACUAUUUCGCAUCAACAACCUUCUAUUUCAUUUGCGAAAAGAUAUAGUAUAAAAAACAGUGGAUGGGGAUCAGGAAAGACACCCAUGCAAACUAGAAACCAUGUUCAGAAGCGAAUGAGUCGAUAAAAACAGUUUCUUAAAAAUCUUAGUUUUAUCUAGUAAUUUUUAUUAUUAAGAACCAUAAAAGAAUUAUGGCGCUGAAUAAAAAAUGUUCAGCAAUUUUUUUGUAAUAUUGAGUUGCUGUCUCAAAAUGUUUGUUUAAAAUGAAACUAAGAAUAAGAAUCACAUCAGUACAAAAUAAGAUUUAAGAAUUUCUGCCCUCCGCUAUUUUCAAAUAAUUAAAAAUAUCUUAUUUUUCAAUAAAGAAAAUAAAAUAGAAUGAACAUACAGGAAAACUAUUUGUUUAUGUUAUAAUGGAUGGAGAAACCGCAUUAAAAGUGUUGUUUUAAUAAUUUUAACAAAAAGAAUAGUAUUCUUAAUUUUUACUGUUUUUUUUUUAUUAAUAUUUAAGUAUUUAUAUAUAAUUAUUAUGGUGCUUCUUUUUUGCGACUACUGUUUUUUAUUGUUUCCAUGCUGAUUUUUUUUAAUUUCAAUAAUAAUUUCAGACUUUUAUAUUAAUAUUUUGCACUCGCCUACGUCGCGUCGUUUUAUAUUUCCCAUUUACAAUUGACCUAAAUUUGUAUGAUUGAUAUUUUUUAAGAUAUUAGUCGUUUAUCUUUAAGUUGCUAACUUUACGUUUUUUUCUUUCUUUAGUUCAUGUCAAUUACUGGAUAUUAGCAGAAAAUAAAAGAAAAGUUAUGGACAAACCGUAAAAAACCCUGAUCUAUAGACAUUUAAGAUAAAUGUUUCAUACUUACUUGCAUUUAUAAAUAUUAUUAUCAUGGGCUGAAUUUUUUAGAAAAUUAAUUGUUCGACAUUUUCGCAUAGUGGCAAAAAACCCCAAUUAUUAAAAUCGAUGUACAUACAUACAAUAUCUAUAUCUAUUUACAUGUAUGUAUUACAUACAUAUAUAUUAUUAAUAGAUUUAUACAUAAAUGUGCAAAUCAUCCAUAUAUGUACGUAGUGUUACCUAAAAAGUAUUUCUUAUUUUCUUGUAAAAUCGACGUUCUAAAUAAAAUGUAAAUCCAUUAAUUAAGAAUCAAUAAAGUAAGAAUAACAGAAAGUA